AUGAUUGCCAAACACGCAUGGAAAGCACGGGCGGCAUCCUCGCAGACAAGCCCACUGACGCUGCAAGCAGUGGCUCUGGCCAAGGCUCCGUCUGCCGACCUUAGCUGCCUUUGCUUCGUGUGCGACAUCUUCUGCUCGGCUCCUGAGGGUGUCAGCUUACACGGCUUCUCGGUAAAAGUCCUGCCUUCCGGAAUCGACGACCCGUCCAGCGGCAAUGGGGUUUUCGUUGCUGAUGGUACCGUGCCUUCCGGAGUCCUCGUGGCUCUGUAUGCGGGUAUUUGGUUUCCCUCGUUGCCCAUGGACAAAGUGCAGUGGGGCACAGAGACGCAACCGUACUCAUGGUCCCACGUUCUGGAUGUUCAUGGCCCGGAAGCAGUCGAUCCGGAACUGACGAGUUGCACGAGAGCGGAUGUGGUGUCGUACCAUUUGUGCUGUGACGGCGGCAUCAUGGACGGCUUCCGUGCAGACUGCCGCGUGAGAUCUGACUGCAUUCGAAGUCCAUUCGCCGUGGGUCAGCUUGUGAACCACCCGCCCAAAGGCCAAGUCCCCAACGUCAGGUUGCGGCAGCUGGAGCCACUGGACACGGGGUUGGCAGUGAGCCGCACGCACAAAGGUCUCUGGUAUCUAGAUCCACACACGUGGAGCGAGGUCCACGUUCCUCCUGGAAUUCGGCCUCCGACCAUCGCUCUUCAGGCAAUGCGAAGCCUCUUGCCUGGACAAGAACUGUUGCUGAACUACAACUUGCGACGCCCGCAUCCAGCCUGGUACCAUCCUGUAGAUACAGUCGAGUAG
Molecule: messenger RNA, 792 nt
Organism: Symbiodinium necroappetens
Lineage: Eukaryota; Dinophyceae; Suessiales; Symbiodiniaceae
Source: the annotation of a GenBank genome assembly